UAUAAUCCAUCAGAGUCUUAAAUAUCCAUAUCAGUCGGUCACAUCUUUUUAAUGUACAAAUUUCCAGCACCCCUUUCCACAAAUUUACAUUUCUCAUGCCCUGUUUCAUCAGGAACAACCAAACUGGUAGAAAAAUGUGUAACUUAUGGAGACGUGUGCAGCCUUUUUGUAGAAUCACCUGCAUUAAAGAGAGAGUCAUGCUUAUUGUUGUGUACCACUGCAAAUCAUUAGCAAUUAUUAAAUCCGUUUCUUAAAGAAACUUAUGUUCAAUCAGAAAGACAUUUUCAAUGUCAAUUGUUGCUUAAAUGCACAUUAUAGCCAAUAACAUCCGGUGGUGCAGCCUGUGAGUCUAAUUAAAGGGCUAAAAAUUCCCUCACGCGACAACGUCCAAGCCGACCAAUCACAGCAGGGCACAGCUCCGUCAGCCAAUAGGAAGCCAGUAACGGUACAACGUUGACUCCCCACGUUUGACAGUCACAACAACACAGGAAGAGCCAGAGCUACUGGUGGCGUAAAUAAGGAGAAGCAGGGGCAUCGUCCUCUAAAAGUGUUAUGAUGUAGAGAUGCACCGUCAGUGUUGUCAGCUCGCUCGGUUCCGCUCCUUUCUACUCUGGCGCCAUGGCUUUGCUGUCGUGGCUGGGACACCUGAGCAGCUGCUUACUAUCGCUUACAAACGUUGUCAGUGCAGCACUUGUCUUAUCCGUGUAUCAUUUAGUUGCUUUUUACCGCAAACAGCGGGAGCUCCGGUAUAAAAACAUCCCUCCGGGUCCGAAGCCAUGGCCGGUGGUGGGAAACUUCGGCGGCUUCUUCGUGCCCUCUUUCCUGAAGAGGAGGUCCGGGCAGCCGGCGGAGCGCAGGAACAUAAACACCAUGGACGUCUUAGCAGAACUAGCCAAGGUCCACGGUAACGUGUUCAGCCUCUUCGUAGGGAGUCAGCUGAUCGUGGUGCUGGACGGCUUUGACGCGGUUAAAGACGCCCUGUCCAACCACCCCGAGGUGUUCUCGGACAGGCCGGAUGUCCCCGCCAUCUCCAUAAUGACCAAGCGUAAAGGGAUAGUCUUUGCACCUUACGGGCCCGUGUGGAGAAAGCAACGCAAGUUCUGCCACACCACGCUGCGAAGCUUCGGCCUGGGGAAGCUGAGUCUGGAGCCGUGCAUCCAGCAAGGCCUGGCUACCGUCAAGGCGGAGCUGCUGCGUCUGAACCGAGAAGGCGGCGGCGCCGGCGUGGAUCUGAGCCCGCUCAUCGGCAACGCCGUGUCCAACGUCAUCUGCUCCAUGGUCCUGGGUCAGCGCUUCCACCACGAGGAUCGCGAGUUCCGCACCAUGCUCGACCUGAUGACCCGCGGGCUGGAGAUCUGCGUCAACAGCCCCGCGGUGCUCAUCAACAUCUUCCCGCUGCUCUACUAUUUGCCCUUCGGUGUUUUCAAGGAGCUGCGGCAGGUGGAACGAGACAUCACGGUGUUUCUGAAGGGGAUUAUUCAGAAGCACCGUGAAACGUUAGAUCCGGAAAACCCAAGGGACCUUUCAGACAUGUACUUGAUGGAGAUUCUGGCCCAGCAAGGGGAAAAGGACAGCACCUUUACAGAAGAUUAUCUCUUUUAUAUCAUAGGAGAUCUCUUCAUUGCCGGCACUGACACCACCACUAAUUCAGUUUUAUGGACUAUGCUCUAUAUGGCCUUACACCCUGAUGUUCAAGACAAGGUCCAGGCAGAGAUCGAUGAGGUGGUGGGCAGACAGCGGGUCCCGUCUCUGACUGACAAAGGAAGUUUGCCUUUCACUGAAGCCGCCAUCAUGGAGGUGCAGAGGCUGACUGUGGUGGUUCCACUGAGCAUUCCUCACAUGGCCUCAGAGACAACAGAGUUUAGAGGCUACACUAUUCCUAAGGGAACUGUCAUAUUCCCCAACCUGUGGUCUGUUCAUCGAGAUCCCACCGUGUGGGACGAUGCAGACAGUUUCAAACCAGCGCGCUUCUUGGAUGAUGAGGGAAAGUUGCUCAGGAAAGAACACUUCAUACCGUUUGGGAUAGGUCGCAGGGUGUGCAUGGGUGAACAGCUGGCAAAGAUGGAGCUGUUCCUGACCGUCACCAGCUUACUGCAGGCAUUCAGAUUCAGGCUCCCAGAGGGAAAGCCUCCUCCUUCCCUGCAAGGACGUUUCGGCCUGACACUAGCGCCCUGCCCGUACACUGUGUGCGUGAGCGCUCGCAGUUUUGACAGUGGGGCAGGUGAUCGGUGCCUGAAAUGAGAAUGACCUCACAAAAGUAUGAAAGUGCCAGUCGAAGUAUCCUGGAGAGACUUGGCUUCAUGUGGGAAGCACUUAGAUAUAUUUUUGACCAGAGUUACUCUUUUAAAGACUGAAAACCACUGGGAUAUUUUGCUAAUUUAUAGAUUAUUAUCUAUCUUAAUUUAUCUUACUUAUUCACAAAACUGAAUCAAGUAUUUGAUUCUGACUAAUAUAUGGCAGGUGCCUCAUUUAAUUUUAUUUUAAUAUGCGUGAAGUUUGUCUUGAAUGUUUAGAUUUAAGCACUAAAUUUAGCAGUAAUGUAAUUAUGAAGUGAAAGACUUUAUUUUUAUGCUCGGGAGUUUAAAUACAUGGUGCCUUACAGACUUCGUGUUAUGCGAUUUUUAACCUUUCAAUACAAACUGAUGAAUACAUAUUCAGUUGACAAUGUAUUUUUUUUUGUCCUUUUUGUACUGUUUUUAACUUUUUUAGGAUUAUUGCAGUUUCGUGGAGACAUUUGUGUCUUAAUGCAAGAAAUUCUGUUACGGACACAAAUGUACUGUAUCAGUAUCUAAAAAAAAUAUGUCUGUCAUUAACACAGACAUUGACCUGUUUUCAGAGCAAAUCUGGUGUUUCAGAAACACACACACACCUCAGAGUGCAGAGCUGUUGUGUACCAACACGGGCUGGUCUGGCACUCUUUGUACAUUGUACAGUGUAUACAGUUCAAAGAACAGACUUUGAACCAACACAGGCUUUUUU
This is a messenger RNA of Mugil cephalus (flathead mullet), 2979 nucleotides long. RefSeq names its product cytochrome P450 2U1 (gene cyp2u1). Bases 619 to 2241 code for a protein of 540 amino acids. Gene Ontology annotation, biological process: xenobiotic metabolic process. Gene Ontology annotation, cellular component: cytoplasm; intracellular membrane-bounded organelle. NCBI's taxonomy places the organism in Eukaryota, Metazoa, Chordata, Actinopteri, Mugiliformes, Mugilidae. The transcript has 5 exons. The record is from RefSeq and is a predicted model, not a curated record. Gene Ontology annotation, molecular function: iron ion binding; oxidoreductase activity, acting on paired donors, with incorporation or reduction of molecular oxygen, reduced flavin or flavoprotein as one donor, and incorporation of one atom of oxygen; heme binding.